Molecule: messenger RNA, 447 nt
Organism: Habropoda laboriosa
Lineage: Eukaryota; Metazoa; Arthropoda; Insecta; Hymenoptera; Apidae
Exons: 3
Coding region: 1-447 (148 amino acids)
Source: RefSeq, a predicted model, not a curated record
AUGGCUCGUCUAUACUACGAGUGUAGUGCUAUUCUAAGAAACGGCAGCGUGGGCAGUGAAACCAUCAAACCGUACGCUUGUACUCCCGACAAAUAUUGUCUGUACUGUUGUUGCAACUCGCAGUGCUGCCUGCUGGUACAAAGACGGCCUCCACGACACUUUUGGGAAGCCUGGUACUUUUGGCUAGGCAUUGCUUUACUCGUUGUUUUUAUCAUAUCUUCGGUGACCAGCUAUAUAGUCAGUAAUUGCAGACGUAAUAUUCAAGGUGUGCAACUAACUCACAACGCGAAUCGUCGAAACGAGUACGGAAAUCGUCCGGGGAGCAACCAGAACGAGAUAUCGAUAAGUAUAAUCCCGACGUCGGAAUUUUUCCCGUCUCAGAGAAAAAUGUUCGUGAUCGCCUCUCAGCCUGCCGUCAAUCAUCUCAGAACUUACGGGACGACCUGA